UCUCUUGCUAGUUUCUGUCGCCGUCGCAACACAAACUAAACUGAGCUACAACAGUCAUCCUUGGACAGGGACCCUUGGACAAUGACCCUUGAAACCUAGACCUCUGAUUCUUUCUCUCUUGGUCGGCGCCCAACACCAACUUCACAUCCACGCUUUACCACGGUGCAGAAGGCAGGCCUGCACAUCAGCACCAACCUCAGGCAGUCAGCGGAGCAACGAGGAACGCUUGCCGACUUGUACGAGCCAGUCGGUCCAAAAUUGCUGGCAUGUCAUCUUGAAACAUUCAUUACCUUUUUGUCACAUCUCUCUGGUUUGUCUGGCCUCUGCUAAGGCAUUGGCUCAGUCAAGAUGCCCCAGGUCGAUGCCACCCGCAACUACUACAACGACCUUGGCGUCACAUCGUCGUCUUCGGCGGAUGACAUCAAGAAGCAGUACAGGAAACUAGCAAUGCAAUGGCACCCUGACCGAAACCGUGGAAGCGAAGAGGAAGCUUCUAAGAAAUUUCAGAUCAUCCAGGCAGCUUUUGAGAUCUUGACCGACCCCACGCUCAAACGACAGUACAACGAAGCCCGCAACAAGGCCAGCUCGAGAUUCCCGACAUCGUCUGGAACGAGAGGAAACCCAUGGGCGAACGCAGGCUCAGACUUCCCUCCCCCACCGAGGCGAACUGGUGCCAACGCGGGUGCAGCAUCAGCAUCGGGAGCAAGAACAACGCCUCGUCCUCCCCCAGGUGCUGCUAGGUAUAGCAAUUGGGGCACAGGAACGACCCCUCGAGCAGCCAAGACAGCUCCGAAGGACGAUCCUGCGUCCGCAAAAGCACAUUACGACGCCUGGACUAACAUGCGUUCUAAUAACAACGCGAAUGCUCCACGAAAGCCACCUCCGACGCCCGGCCGUCCUCCUACAUCUGCCACACGGGAGUCCAAGACUACAGACUCGGAAGGAAUACCAAGAACUGCUUCUCAAAAACAGAAGGCGCAAGCAUCAUUUGGCAACAGCGCGAGACGAACCGGCUUCACGCCGCGAUCUCCGGGUUUGGGAGACGAACCACCCGUCACUAACAACAACUACUCUACUACCAGGACUCGCCCAAAUAUCUUCCCUGAUGACGCCGCUAGCACAGCACAGCAGAACCGCCACACAUCAGCCAUGCCCGACCCUCUGGCACAGUUCAGAGAAAGUAUCGACCUCAACCGUCACAGUUCACCUUAUGCGACACCGGGUGGAGAGAAGACAAGUCUCUUUGGCGAUGGCUUGAACAGAGCUAAAAGCACACGAGAAACUGGUCGAACCCCCGACAACCAGGAUGCUGCUCCAUCAUUCCCCUUUCCCCGCCAGAGGAGUAACAGCACACCCAAAAGUUCAAACAACAAUGGUGGUUCCGAGGCCCCUACCACGGCCAACGCGGCCAACACGGGAGUCAAAGGUGACAGUACACGACCCACAGCUACCAACGGAUCAUCCUCAAAAUUUAGCGAUCGAUACAGACCCAAUUCGACUGAGCCUUCUCAGUCGCAAGCCGGUCCCGGUGCCACUUCAUCUGCGACCCAUGGUGCGACAACACAGUCGCCUGCCGGCUCAACAAACUUCGGUUUCACUGGUGCCCCAAGCACACCCGGGAAAAGAUUUGCGAGCUCCAGCGCUGAAAACAUCAGCACCACGUUCGUCGAUGAACAGCCGGAGGCUUGGGAGUUCACGGCCGGUGGUCCUCCCACUGAUGAUACUCCCAUACCUUCCAAGUUGAACCGAACGCAGUCAGGCAGCCGUCUCGGGCGUCGAUCACCCACAAGAAUACACAGGCGACCUGUGCCUCCUGUGCCAAGCGCAGACUCAAUACCUACCGUCAACGGGGAGUCGAAUACCAAUCCAACGACUGGUUUCUCAGCUGAAAAGUGGGGUGAGAAGAUAGGAUCUGUACACUUCGUCCCCCAACCCAGUACGAGCGCUUCGGCUUCUCCUACUAGACGGAGUAAUUCGAGGAAGAAUUCUAAACCCGUCAAAGUAACCCGCGGCGGUUCUGCUGGGAUAGUUGACGAAGACGACGAGAUCCCCAUUGCGGCAGCUGGUUGGCAACACAGUCCCAAGCCUCCAUCGGGCGCGCAGAGCCCGAUGGCUAUGGACAUUGAUACGCCACCUAUCGUCAGAGAACCCGAAGCCUCAGGGCGUUCCCGCUCAAGUGAUGCCCGGACGAUUCCGGUGGAGCCUACCAGGCCCGAAUGGAGAGCUGGCGAUGUGGACGGAAAUGCUCCAGUCCUACCACAACGUCCUGCUCUCUCCGCGGAUACUGCAGGCAAUGGAGCUACUCAGUCCAAGUCAGCACCAUCUACUGCUCACCCGUACAUCGCGCAGAACGGCGGCUCCGAGGACUCAGAGGAAUUCCGAGCAAACUUUGCCGAUUUCAAGAAGGUCGAGCCAUUCACUGACCCUCAACCUACUGGUCUACAGUCUUUCGCCGACUUGAAGACGACCCUGCCAUUUGAAAGUAGGGCCUCGGAUCAAAUUCCACUGGGCAGAGUCCAGACUGUUCCCCAUCUUGAUUUUCCGACGGCGCCAGUUGCUCCGCGACUGCCGCCUACAAUGGCUGUUCCCGGUCUACGACCCAGCAAUGCCCAAUGGAGGAAAUAUGCGCAGGACUUCUACAACUACAUGGAAAAGUGGGAGGCUUUCAACGAGAAGGUUUUAACUCACUUUGCAACGCGUCAAAGUGAGAUCGGUAAACGUCACCGACAAUUUGGUCGUGGCUGGCUCGAAGGUGCUCAAGGUGUCGACGGUGCGAGUUUGUACCAGGCCGAGCUUGAACAAGACCACGAUGUGCGUAAGCAGUGGACGAGGACUUGCGAUGAGCAUCAGCAGCGGGUACGUGAAUUCGUGACUUUCAGAGACCGGGCCAAGUAGGUCUUGCUGUCCGAGUCACAUCUGGUAAGAGACUAUCUGUCACUCCCGACGCCGGCUUUCACUGCAUGGAGCGACCGUGAGAGUCAUCACUAGGCUCAAAUGUCGCCGAGCCAUGUCUUCUUCUUCUUCUUUUCUUUUUCUUUUUGGU
Truncatella angustata is the source of this 3043-nucleotide messenger RNA. RefSeq lists its product as uncharacterized. Lineage: Eukaryota; Fungi; Ascomycota; Sordariomycetes; Amphisphaeriales; Sporocadaceae. Bases 349 to 2895 code for a protein of 848 amino acids. The transcript has 4 exons. Gene Ontology annotation, cellular component: cytoplasm. The record is from RefSeq and is a predicted model, not a curated record.